AUGGGCCUGGAGGUCAAUCCAGCAGUUUGGAAAAAAUUGCAAGAUUGGCAUCAAUCACCAGAAUGUCGUGAAUAUAUAGACACAACACGAAGUCAGAUUCGAUUGGAAGCCAUAUCUGCAAAACAUGCAGAGUCUCUGGCUGUAAGGCAGGCUGGUACAGCAUUGAAACAGAAAGCAAAUGUCUAUAUCCCAGCUGAUGAUGAUGAACUGUCAGAUGUGGAUUUGUCCAACAAGGAAUUGACUCAACCCAAAAAACCUCAAAGAGAAAUUUCCACUGAUGCAAUUGUCACAAACUGGGUUCAAGAGCAGGGGAGAUCAAUGGAUACAGUGGCAUCUAUGGAGAAUCCUGUAACCCAUGCACAUGAAGGUCUUAUGCUGGUUAAUAUUAAUAUGGUCAAUGAUAGCACCCCUUUUUCUGAGCCUGGAGGUGGAGCACAGGAUCAGGAGGCUAAAUAUAAAGUAGAUGUUAAUGCUCUUCAAGAACCUGAUGUUAGUAAAUUUUCCUCCACCCAGCUGAUGACAAGCAAAAACUGGAAAAAAGUAAUGGGCAAGGUUGAAUGCUACCGUCAAAUGCUAGCAAAAAAGCACUGUCUUCAUGAUCCUCUCUAUUACUACAUUGUUGACCAUUCUGGCCAACAUGGUCCUACCAUGAGCUUAUUGCAUAAGUAUCUCCCAGCAAUGAGAGGCUCUUUGGCAAAAGAGGCAAGGUUUACUUUGCCAACCAUGUCAGAUGGUCAAGCACACCUUUUUAACCAACUGUUUGUGGCCAAGCAUCCAGAUGAUAUCUCUGUGAAAACAGAUGAGGAACGUCGCAUCCGGGACCUUGUCACAAGCAUAGUCAAAGCUAUUAGCAUGCCUGGAAAGGACAAUAUUGGAAAGAUGGAGCACACAAUGCGUAAUGUUGUCCCUUUUUUGGAUGCAACAAUAGGAUGUGAUGAGGAGUGCCGAGUUCAUUAUGGUGAGCAGACCCUUGAACCAACUGCUGUCCAGCAUGACAUAGGCUGCAAUCCAAUUAAUCGUGCACAAUGUGGGUACAAAGUUGAUAUUAUUGUUGAGUAUCAGCAGCUUAACUGGUUACCAGUUGUUGCCUGUGGAGAAGUUUCUGGUGGUUUACCACAGUGUUCACAUUGCAAAGAGUGGCUUGACACACUUAAGCUUGGUCUGGAGCUCCGUGAUGUGUGGAUUAUGGCACAGACAGAACUAGUCAUUGCUGAUGCUUACAACUUGGUUGUUUGGGGUUUCACAGUAGUUGGCCGGAAACUCCGCAUCUAUGCACUUGCUGCUGUGGAGCAGCUUUUUCACCUGGUGUUGGUGGAGGAGGCAUCUCUUCCAUCAUCCCACCAUGAUCUCAUAAACACUGAGCAUGUUUAUCUCACAAUGGUGGGCUUUGGUAAGAAGGUGGAGAUAACAAAAAGGAUGCUAGACAAUUGGAACCAGCAAAGGGUUGCUGCUAGGAGGGAGAGGGAAAGAACACCAGAACAAAGACCAAAG
Molecule: messenger RNA, 1491 nt
Organism: Paraglomus brasilianum
Lineage: Eukaryota; Fungi; Glomeromycota; Glomeromycetes; Paraglomerales; Paraglomeraceae
Source: the annotation of a GenBank genome assembly